Messenger RNA from Oikopleura dioica, 1167 nucleotides. Lineage: Eukaryota; Metazoa; Chordata; Appendicularia; Copelata; Oikopleuridae. The record is from the annotation of a GenBank genome assembly.
AUGUCCGAUAACGACUCCAAUGUUCGAUCCUCGUAUUACAAAGCUAUCGUUGCUCUCGUCAUUGUUGUGCAGCUUGGGCUGAACUUUCUUUUUCGUCACCAAGGCUUAGCACCAGACUCUUCGCGUCCUUACGCUGAUCAACUUGCAGAAGCUCGCCAAUUAGUCCACGAGCUCGAAGAACUCGACCGUCUUCAACACGUAGACCCGGAUGAUCCAUCGCUUGACUCCGUCGAGGCUCAAAUGAAGCUCAAUCUUGACGCAAUGAAAAUGCAUCAAGACAAGAAUGAUGAGAAAAACGUCACCUUUGCCGACUAUAGCCAGAAAAAAUAUUACCCAUUUUCAAUCAAUACUGGGAGUGUUUGCCGUGAUGACAAGAAUGAGAUUGAGCAAGUGUAUCUCCUGAUGGUUAUAAAAUCGAUGACUGGAAGUUUCUCACGGAGAAAAGCAAUACGAGAUACAUGGGGGCAUACGCAGCAAAUACCAGUGAUCGGCGAUAAAUUGAAGAUCCGUCGACUGUUCCUGCUCGGCAAGUCAAAUACGACAGAUGAAGCAAAUCAAAGACGCGAAAUGCUACUGAAGGAGGAAGCGAAAGAAUGGGGAGACAUAAUUCAAGGAGAUUUUCAGGAUUCCUUCAGGAAUUUGACGCUAAAAGAGAUCAUGUUUUUGCGAUGGUUGCCGAGACACUGCCCCAAAGCGCAAUUUAUCUUCAAGGGCGACGAUGAUAUUUUCGCCAAUGUCCCGAACAUCGUCAGCUACAUCGAAUCGCUCUCCCUUUCCCAGCAGCGAAACAUAAUCACAGACCAGCGAUCAAAAUACUACGUCUCCGAAAACCUCUGGCCAGAAAAGUACUAUCCUCCGUACGUUUCUGGUGGCGGCUUCAUCAUGAGCUACGUCAUGGCGAAAAAGAUCUUCGAAGCGAUGAAAGAGCUGCCGAUAAUUCCGAUAGACGACGCGUUUAUGGGCGUCUGUCUUCGGAAACUUAACCUUAGACCGACGAAUCACAAGGGCUUCAAGAGCUGGGGCGUCAAAUAUCUCGAUCAUGACAAUUGUGUAUAUAGAGAAGUCAUGACAUUCCACAAGCUGCAGCCCGAAGAGCUGCAAAAUGUCUGGAAGAAAUUCAUCAAUUCGCAAAACGACGAAAUCUGCGCACAAUCCAAUCUUCUGUAA